AGAUCCGAAAUAAUUCAUUCCACUAUUUUAGCUCACCACAGAACAGACACAAACAUUCACAUAACAGAAACAAACCUUCACCCUCAUCACCGUCACUUUCUUCUUUUUCUUCUGUUCUUCUAAUCUACCGCACAAACAAGGUGCUGAAAAUCUAAAAAUAGAAAACCUAGAAAAUGGUGAAGAUUUGUUGCAUUGGAGCCGGGUAUGUUGGAGGGCCAACAAUGGCGGUGAUUGCAUUGAAGUGCCCUAACGUUCAAGUAACCGUGGUGGACAUAGCGGAACCAAGAAUCAAUGCGUGGAACAGCGGAACUCUGCCGAUCUACGAGCCAGGGCUGGAUGAUGUGGUGAAGCAAUGCAGAGGGAAGAAUCUCUUCUUUAGCACGGAGGUGGAGAAGCACGUGGCGGAGUCUGACAUCAUCUUUGUUUCCGUCAACACGCCUACAAAGACUCAGGGCCUCGGCGCAGGCAAGGCGGCCGACUUAACUUACUGGGAGAGCGCUGCCAGGAUGAUCGCCGAUGUGUCGAAGUCGGACAAGAUUGUGGUUGAGAAAUCAACUGUCCCUGUGAAGACUGCAGAGGCAAUUGAGAGAAUCUUGACACAUAACAAGAAAGGAAUCAAUUUCACAAUUCUAUCAAAUCCUGAGUUUCUUGCUGAGGGAACUGCAAUUCAAGAUCUGUUUAAUCCUGAUAGGGUGCUAAUUGGUGGAAGGGAGACACCUGAGGGGCAAAAAGCCAUAAAUGCCCUCAGAGAUGUGUAUGCUAAUUGGGUCCCUAAGGAGAGGAUCCUCUGCACUAAUCUCUGGUCUGCUGAACUGUCAAAGCUUGCUGCUAAUGCUUUCCUUGCCCAGAGGAUUUCCUCUGUCAAUGCAAUGUCUGCAUUGUGUGAGUCAACUGGUGCUGAUGUUUCGCAGGUUUCGCACUCCAUCGGGACGGAUUCUAGAGUCGGGCCCAAGUUCUUGAAUGCCAGUGUUGGAUUCGGUGGAUCAUGCUUCCAGAAGGACAUACUCAAUUUGGUCUACAUUUGUGAGUGCAAUGGCCUCCCUGAGGUUGCGAAUUACUGGAAGCAGGUGGUAAAGGUGAAUGACUACCAGAAGUCGCGGUUCGUGAACCGGGUGGUUUCGUCCAUGUUCAAUACAGUUUCAAGCAAGAAGAUUGCGAUCUUGGGAUUCGCCUUCAAGAAGGAUACAGGGGACACAAGGGAGACACCAGCUAUUGAUGUAUGCAAGGGACUCUUAGGGGACAAGGCCAGAUUGAGCAUAUUUGAUCCUCAAGUAACUGAAGAUCAGAUUUUGAAGGAUUUGUCUAUGAAGAAGUUUGAUAAGGACCACCCUUCACAUCUUCAACCUGCAAGCCCUACUUCAAUAAAACAAGUUUCUAUUGUUGGUGAUGCAUACGAGGCAACUAAGGACUCACAUGGUAUCUGCAUUCUAACUGAGUGGGAUGAGUUCAAGAAGCUUGAUUAUCAGAAGGUGUUUGAUUCAAUGCAGAAGCCAGCAUUUGUAUUUGAUGGAAGGAACAUUGUGGAUGCUGAUAAGCUCAGGAAAAUUGGCUUCAUUGUUUAUUGCAUUGGAAAGCCAUUAGAUCCAUGGCUCAAGGACAUGCCUGCUGUGGCAUAAUAUAUUAAAGAAUACAAAAUAAAAAGUUAUAUACAGAGGGAAACUUCUGAUUCAAGAUAAAAUGCAUCAUAUCCUGGUAUAUGUUGAAUGUUCUCAUUCUUUUUUUACUUACACUUUCUUUUAGAAGGUUUUGUCUCUUUGUACCAAGUUUAUGGCACGUUAUUGUUUCCUAUAUUAUUUUCUUGUUAGGUAGCUGAAAUUCCUUAUUUAUUGACCUGCCUAUAGAUAUAAUAAGCGACUAGUUAUGGAACUUUAAUAC
This is a messenger RNA of Arachis ipaensis, 1875 nucleotides long. Its product is annotated as UDP-glucose 6-dehydrogenase 1-like. Gene Ontology annotation, biological process: glycosaminoglycan biosynthetic process. Gene Ontology annotation, molecular function: UDP-glucose 6-dehydrogenase activity; NAD binding. The record is from RefSeq and is a predicted model, not a curated record. Gene Ontology annotation, cellular component: nucleus. NCBI's taxonomy places the organism in Eukaryota, Viridiplantae, Streptophyta, Magnoliopsida, Fabales, Fabaceae.